This is a messenger RNA of Rhopalosiphum padi (bird cherry-oat aphid), 4274 nucleotides long. Its product is annotated as ribosome biogenesis protein BMS1 homolog. The record is from RefSeq and is a predicted model, not a curated record. Bases 447 to 4184 code for a protein of 1245 amino acids. Gene Ontology annotation, molecular function: GTP binding; GTPase activity; U3 snoRNA binding. The transcript is spliced from 14 exons. Gene Ontology annotation, biological process: ribosome biogenesis; maturation of SSU-rRNA from tricistronic rRNA transcript (SSU-rRNA, 5.8S rRNA, LSU-rRNA); endonucleolytic cleavage of tricistronic rRNA transcript (SSU-rRNA, 5.8S rRNA, LSU-rRNA). Gene Ontology annotation, cellular component: nucleus; 90S preribosome. Lineage: Eukaryota; Metazoa; Arthropoda; Insecta; Hemiptera; Aphididae.
AUUGUAGCCUUUGAAUUUUAUGUUCACAUAAAAUCGCUUCUAGCUAUAUUUCACGGUAUAUAAAAAUGAUGCUUAAAUGCUCAAUCUGUCAAUCAUAUAAUGUCUAUAGUCUAUUGUUUAUAUGUGUUCUAACAACAUCACCCAACAUUACCGUGAUUUUUUUGUAAAAUUUAUUUAAUGCGAUUUAUCAAAACAUCAGCGCCAUCUAGGUGUAGGAAUAAUAAAUUGUUUUUCACAAAUGCUCGGUCGCUGUUAUCAGUCGUCCCUCGUGCGGUUGUUGAUAACUGAUAAUUCUAAUCACACCAAAACAUAAAAACGUGUUUUCAAAAUUGUUAUUAUUACGUUCAACACUAACUCGUGGAAUUAUUUUUGUUUUAUUUGUAAUUUCGAUUUUCGCCGGUCACACGGUUUUCCGGUGUCAUUUUUGUUUCACACCGUGAUUAACAAUGGCCGAGGAAUUCGAUGACAAGAAAAAAGAACACAGGAAAAGACAUUCUGGCAGGAAAGCUGAGAAAAAAGUCUUAAAGAAAAAAUUAGAUCAAGAUGAAGCUUCUGCCAGAAAAAGGAAUCCCAAAGCAUUUGCUAUUAACUCUGUUGUUAAUGCUCAAAGACGAUUCAGAAGGGCUCAAGAUUUGGAUACCAAAAAACAACAUAUACCUCUUGUUGAUCGUACACCUUUGGAACCUCCGCCAAUUAUUGUUGCAGUUGUUGGGCCUCCAAAAGUUGGCAAAACAACAUUAAUUAAUGGCAUUAUAAAAAAUUUUACUAGACAACCUCUCACUACCAUUAAUGGUCCAGUUACUAUAGUAUCUGGUAAAAGAAGACGUAUUACAUUAAUUGAAUGUAAUAAUGACAUAAAUAGCAUGAUUGAUUUGGCCAAAGUAGCUGAUCUUGUUCUCCUCAUGAUUGAUGCAUCAUUUGGAUUUGAAAUGGAAAUAUUUGAGUUUCUUAAUAUUUGUCAAGUACAUGGAAUGCCUAAGGUAAUGGGUGUUUUAUCUCAUCUUGAUAUGCUAAAAAAUAACAAAACUCUUAAACGUACAAAGAAAUUACUAAAACAUCGAUUUUGGACUGAAGUUUAUGCUGGUGCAAAAUUAUUUUAUUUGUCUGGUGUUCAUAGAGGAGAGUAUGUUCGCAAUGAAGUUAAAAAUUUAGGAAGAUUCAUUUCAGUUAUGAAAUUUAGACCUUUAACUUGGCAAACUUCUCAUUCAUACGUUCUAGUGGAUCGUAUGGAAGAUCUUACACCACCAGAAUUAAUUAGGCAGAAUGUAAAAUGUGAUCGUCGAGUUAGUUUAUAUGGAUUUGUUCGAGGUAUUCCAAUGAAUAAACAGAGUAGUGUCCAUAUACCAGGUUGUGGAGAUUCUCCUAUAUAUGAUAUGUGUUAUCUUCCUGAUCCUUGCCCUUUGCCUGAAAAAUUAAAAAAGAGAAGUUUAGUUGACAAAGAGCGUCUUGUUUAUGCACCAUUUUCUGGAGUUGGUGGAAUUGUAUAUGAUAAAGAUGCUGUAUAUGUUGAACUUGGUGGAAGCCAUUCUCAUAGUAAAAUUAUGAAUAAUACACAAGAUAAUACCCCUGGUCGAGAAUUAGUGAACAAUAUAGUGGAAACUCAAGAUACUUUAGAUCAAAAAAUUGAUCGUAGUGAAGUUCAAAUUUUUUCUAAUACUGAACCAAUUAUUUCAACUGAUUUUGUAGAAAACAAUGAUAAUGAUAUGGAAGAAGAAUUGUCUGUAACUAAUGUAACAGAUCCUAAUGAUGGUCGAAAUCGACGUAAAGUCAUGUUUCGUUCUGAUGAUAUGAAAUUUUCUGAUCUUGAUGAAUCCGAUACUCAAGAUGAUGAUGAUGAUGAUGAUUCUUCUAUUGAAGAUAUUAACCUGGUGAGUGAAGAAAAUAACGAUUCUGAUUCAGAAUGGUCAGACUCAGAAGAUGAAACCGAAAACAAAAAAGAUAAAGCUGAAAAGUCACGUUUUUAUGGACAAUCAUUUGGGAAAGAAAAUGAAAUCAGAAAAAAAAUUGCCAAUGAAUUGGCAAAAUUAGACAAAAUUAACAAAGAAUCAAAAAUUGGCAACUGGAAUGAACAAGAAGAUGAAGAAGAACAAAAUUAUUCAGAUAGUGAUAUUGAAUAUGAUGAAGAUUCUGAUGCUGAAGAUGAUAGUGAAAGUGAAAGUGAUGAAUGUGAUAAUAAUAAAGAGGACAAUAUUAAUACUACAGCAAGUGAUGAAAAUGAUGUAGAUGAUAAAGAUAUAAAAAAAAAUUCAUUCGACAAAUUAUCUCAUAAAAAUUUACAAGAAACAAAUGGAGAAGAUUCAACAUUAAAUUGGAAGAAAAAUUUGGCACAAAAAGCAACUAAUGCAUAUUAUGAGCGACAAAAUUCAGUUGCUAAUCUAUGGAAUUUAGUUUAUGGUGAUGAAGUUAAUGAACAAAAAAAUAAUAACGAGUUAAAUGAUGAUGAAGAUGAAUUAGGAGGUCUAUUUAGAGUAUCUUCAAUGAAAAAUAUUAAAAAACAAAGAGAAAAAGAUGACAUGAAUUUAGAAGAUGUAUCAAAAUUUAAUGUUGAUCAUCAUCAUGACUGGAGUUCAUCAGAGGUUUGUGGUACUAUAAAAGACAUGUUUGUAACUGGUAAAUGGAAUCGUAAUGAAGAUGCUACUGCACUCCUUGAAAAUGAUGAUGAAGAACUGUAUGGUGAUUUUGAAGAUUUGGAAACUGGAGAAAAAGUCGAGGGCCAAGAUUUUGAUUCUGAUAACGAUAGCGUUAUUGAAAAACCCAAUAAACCAUUAACUGAAGAUGAAUUGAUUGAAAAAAAGAAAAAAUUAAAAGAGCAGUUUGAUGAAAACUAUGAUGAUAAAGAAGGAGGUCCAAGUACAUAUUAUGAUGAAUUAAAGGAAGAAGCUUCUAAACAAGCACAACUCAACAAGAGCCAGUUUGAAGGAAUGGAUGAUGAAAUCCGUGUACAACUAGAAGGAUAUAGAGCUGGAAUGUAUGUUCGGGUAGAGUUAGAUGCAAUGCCAUGUGAAUUAGUAAGCAAUUUUGAUCCAUCUUACCCAUUGAUUGUAGGAGGAUUACAAAGUGGAGAAGAAAAUAUUGGAUUUUUGAAAGUACGAAUUAAGAAACAUAGAUGGUACAAUAAAAUACUCAAAAACCGAGAUCCUAUUAUUAUAUCAAUGGGUUGGAGAAGAUUUCAGACGUUACCAAUAUUUUCCAAACAAGAAGAUAAUAUGAGACAUAGGAUGCUUAAGUACACACCUGAACACGUCAUGUGUAUGGCCCACUUUUGGGGUCCAAUGACUAAACAUGGUACUGGAUUUUUAGCUGUGCAAGAUGUUUCAACCAAACAGGUUUGUAAAAAAAAUGUUAUAAGAUGUUUAAUUUUUUUUCCAUUAUAUGUUUGUUUAAAGACUGGUUUCAGGAUAACAGCUACCGGAACGGUUGUAGAUACAGACCAAUCUACUCAAGUUACUAAAAAGUUAAAAUUGACAGGCACUCCUCUAAAAAUUUACAAACGUACAGCAUUUAUUAAAGAUAUGUUUAAUUCUACUCUGGAGGUAACUAAAUUUGAAGGAGCUCGUAUUAAGACUGUUUCCGGUGUUCGAGGCCAGAUUAAAAAAGCUUGCUCAAAACCAGAAGGUUCAUUCAGAGCAACUUUUGAAGAUAAAAUUAAAAUUAGUGAUAUUGUGUUUUGUCGUACGUGGUACAACGUUGAAGUUCCAAAACUUUAUAAUCCAGUUACAUCAUUGCUGUUACCUUUGAAUGAAAAAAAUUCUUGGCGUGGUAUGAAGACUACAGGACAAUUAAAAAGAGAACAAGGCAUUAAAGCACUCCCCCAAAAUGAUUCUAUGUAUACUCCAAUACAUAGAAGUAUGAAACAUUUCAAGCCUCUCAAAUUGUCUAAGAAUUUGCAAGCUCAGUUACCUUAUGUAGACAAACCCAAGACGUUGGCAACCGCUAAAUUAGACUUGAAAAAACAACGUGUGGCUGUGGUUAGAGAUGGUCAUGAAGAACAGGUUGCUUCUUUAAUGAAGAUGAUUCGUACCACUUAUAAGGAGAAGAAACGAAAAGAUAGAAAAGACAUGAGAGUGAGAGUUAGGAAACAUAAGAAAGACAUCCAAACAGAAGUAAGGGCCAAAUAUAAAAGAGAUCAACAAAAGAAAAAAGCUGUUAUGCGAAAACGUACAAAAAUGUCAUCUAAUAAAUAAUUUAUGUUUUGUCUAUUGUUUACUAUUUUAAAUCAAUAUCUUAAAUUGUUUUAUUUUAUUUAAGUAAAAUAAAAACCAAAUCAAUUUGUA